GGGCAAUUUACAGGCAUGCAGAAGACGGAGAAAAUGGGAGGAGAAGAAGAAUGAAACCCUUCUCCUCUAUUUAUAACUUCUCUUUCCAAAGCAGCAUCAGAAGCAGAAGCAGAAGCAGAAGCAGCAGCUGAUUUUCAUGGGUUCUCUGCUCGGCAACUGGCCUUCCUACGAUCCCCAUAAUUUCAGCCAAUUACGGCCGUCGGAUCCUGCUCAUCCUUCCAAAAUAACACCUGCCACCUAUCAUCCUACGCAUAAUCGGACUGUUCCACCACCUAAUCAAGUAAUUUCGACAGAGGCAACAAAUAUUCUCUUGAGACAGUUCUAUCAACGGGCCGAAGAGAAGUUGAGACCAAAGAGAGCUGCCUCGGAGCUUUUGAUACCAGAGCACGGAUGCAAGCAGCCCAGGGGUUCUUUUGCCGAUGUUUCCAACUGAGUCUCAUUGAUUUGAAAGACCAGGCUUUCUACAUUCUGUGUAUCCACUCCCGCCUGUAUGUUUCAUGAUGUAUCACUAUUGACUGUGCUUUGCAUGCUUGCCAGACAUGUAGCUUGUUUAUAAACACUUGAUAGAACAAUUACAUGACCGGAGUGUUCUGCA
This is a messenger RNA of Magnolia sinica, 595 nucleotides long. Its product is annotated as DET1- and DDB1-associated protein 1-like. The record is from RefSeq and is a predicted model, not a curated record. Lineage: Eukaryota; Viridiplantae; Streptophyta; Magnoliopsida; Magnoliales; Magnoliaceae. Gene Ontology annotation, biological process: positive regulation of proteasomal ubiquitin-dependent protein catabolic process. Gene Ontology annotation, cellular component: Cul4-RING E3 ubiquitin ligase complex. Bases 137 to 433 code for a protein of 98 amino acids. The transcript has 4 exons.